UAUGGUAUGUGUUGUGUCAUGUAAAUCAAGAUGGCGCUGUGUCAUUACCCUUGUCCGGAAGAAAUAGAUGUAUUUACUGGGCCUCACAUGCGAAUGAAACAGCUCGUUUAUGAAGCAUUAGAAAAGCUAUCAACCACAAACUUCAAAGAUGAUGUGUCCCUUAUGAGACUUUUGGGGUGUAUCAACUCUACUUUCCAAGAACUCAAACAUCAUGAAGAAAUUGAAAACACUUGUAUUAUGACAGUUCUUCAGCAUCGCUUGAUUAAUGAACAAAUUCAGGCUAUUGUGCGUGACAUUCACAAAGACAAUCAUGUUCUGGAAAUUUUGUCCCUGACAAAGAAAGGACUUAAGUGUGCUUCAAAAAGCAGGACUAAUUUGAACAGGAAUGCUUUUGAGGACAGGUUGAAAGGAGCUUUGGAAUCAUUUCAAAAAGAUUUCCUUCCACACAUGAGGCAUGAAGAAGAGGUAUUCCAACCGUUACUUAUGGAAUAUUUCACUUUUGAAGAGUUGAAAGAGAUCAAAGCCAGAGUUCUUCAUCUACAUUCUGUUUUCAGUGAGCAUGCCAAAGCCCAAAAUACAGAGUUUUCUUUUUGCUCUUCACAAAAAGACAAUAAACAAAUUGACAGUUUUGAUCAAGAAAGUGAUAACACUGACUUUGAAAAAUCUGCCUCACAAAGGACUAACGUGAGAGAACAUUACUUAAAAGAAAGGACUUACUCAAAGACUAACACAUCCACUGUUAAGGAUGUUGAGAAUUUAAAAAGGACUUUGACUACAGAUGAUGAUGUUGUGGUUGCACAAGACCAACCUUUGCUUCUGCAUUUUCCUGCUGAAGUCACAUUGAAGAUUUUCUCAUACCUGGGACCUAAAGACUUGUGCCACUGUGCCCAGGUUUGUCGGCUUUGGUCACAAUCUGCUAGAGAUGGUGAGUUGUGGAGAGAGCUGUACCCUGUGCGUUGGAUCUUCAAAAAGGAUUGGCGGUUUGGGGCAGACAGUGAAGAUAUGUGCAGUUGUAACUGUGAUUCUGAGGUUCAAACUUUGGAGUCUACAACCUUUAGCAGAACAUUGCGUUAUAGAUGCAUGCUCGCAUAUCUCAUUUCUUGUAAUUUCAGGCUGUUCAGAAAGGGUGGUGGCUUGCAGUUACAACUUCUUGAAGUAUCUGGUUGCAAGAACAUCACAGAUAAAACCCUGUUCAAGUUGUCGUCCUCUCUGGGAAAACUUCCUGUUGGAUCAGGAAUCUCUGAUAUUGAAGACAGCAGUUGUGACUGCCAUACACAGUGUUCAUGUGGUAAACUGAUAAGCAUCACUCCAGAGACUGCUAAACGAGGGCUUGUUUAUCUGGGACUGUCUGGAUGUUACCAGGUUACUGAUGCAGGACUAAGGGCUUUGGCAAGGUAUGGAGGACUUCCAAAGCUGAGGCAUCUGGAUUUAUCAGGCUGUCUGCAAGUGACAGCUGAAGGACUUUUGGACUUGGUUUUUGUUUGUCCUAAUUUGGAUCACACACAGUUUUUCUACUGUGAUAAUAUUGAUGAGGGUCCAUACCCUGACACAGCCAGUGGAUGUCAAAAUUUGCAGUGCAAAAACCGUGUCUGUUGUCGUACUGGUGAAUGAAGGCUGUAGUAACCCAGCACCCUGUAGUAAAACAGCACCUCUACACUGACAUAAAUGUAUAUCUCAUUAAAGUAAGAGCAGAUAAGUUUGUUAAACUGUUGCUAUAUUGUCAGUGAUGCAACAUUUUUCAUGAGUUGAUUUUAGUUACUUGUAUUUCUUAUGUUGCUUUAAAAUACAUGUACAUGACUGCAUACUUGUAAGUACAAGUCAAGUGUAGGUUUUAGCAGCUGUUGUUUCAUGUCAAGCCUGUAGAGCCAGCUGCUUUCAUUGAAUUGCUCUUUUCAGAAUUGAAAUUUUGUCAUGGUUACUUUGAUGUUUGUUGAUUAUAUUUUCAAGUAUGUUCAGGCUAUAAUAGUACAUUGUGUAGCUUUGUGUUCAUUAUUAGUGAAAAUACUGUUAUGCAUUGUUCAGAAAUCACCUUUUCAUCAGAGGUCCAAGAGCUUACUUUGUCGUUUAAGAAAACAUAGUUUUCUUUAGCUCUCAUUUAAACCCACAGAUAGACAUUUGGCAUUCUGAAUCUGUUCAAUUUAAAUUUCCAAAACUAAUUUUAAAAUAUUAUUAAAACAAAUUAGCAGGUCUGGAAAAUUAGUAAGGAGAUUUUUUGGUUAACAGCUAGUCAAUGUUGCUAGCCACAGAAUGGAAAAUGUCUGUUGUAAGGGUUCAGAAGUGAUGCAACAAAAGACAUAUUUCUGUUUCCAUAACAAAACAUCUGAAAAUCCCUGUGAGACAUGUGGGUUUUCCAUGCUUAGAAAAGAUUAAGAGAAAAUAACACAUUUGUUUAACAAUUUCAACUAUCCAAACUCCUGUUGUGUAUUUUUUUGUAUGGAGGUUGAAUUAAAAGCUUAAAGCACAUUAUAAUAUGAUGAAAAAUAAACAAGUUAAUUCAUAAUACUAAAAAUGCCAUUUGUGACAGCAUAAUGAUGUACAUUAGAAGCUCAAAGCACAAGAUAAGUGGUUUUACUAAUAUAAAUAUUGUAACUUGCCUGACAUAUUUGUAAGAAGUAGAGUAAAGUAAAUAAUGAAUUCAAAAAAGGAACUGUUUUACUUGAUGGCUUUGUAAAGAGUGUUUACUUUCUUUCCUUUCGUGGUUACUGUAUUUACUUGAUUAAACACUGCCCUCAAAUAAACGCUGCAUUUAAGAGCAGCAAUAUUACUUAA
Messenger RNA from Orbicella faveolata, 2769 nucleotides. RefSeq names its product F-box/LRR-repeat protein 5-like. Gene Ontology annotation, biological process: intracellular iron ion homeostasis. Lineage: Eukaryota; Metazoa; Cnidaria; Anthozoa; Scleractinia; Merulinidae. The record is from RefSeq and is a predicted model, not a curated record. Gene Ontology annotation, molecular function: protein binding. Gene Ontology annotation, cellular component: cytoplasm.